AUGCCCCAGAAGCGGCUCACCGCGGACUACUUCUGGGAGAGCUCUUCUUCUCCUAUAGUUUUAGCUACUCUUAUGUCCCAGAGCUUCCAGAUCUAUACGUCUCCAGCCCAGACACCUUUUCUGACGCCAGCACCCUAUAUCCGUUGGGUUAUGGGGCACCUUCAUCAGCUGGAUGUCCUUGCAUCACCGCCACAGUCCCAUUCCUAUUCCACACUCUCUCAAGAGUUGAAUGAACUUAUAAUAAACACAGAGGUGGUAUUCUAUGGGAAUGGUGGAGGGCAGGAGCAGGAAGAUUCUUUGGCAACAGAUGAUUUCCUUGUGGACUACUUUAAUGAAUUCCUAAGCCUUCCAACCUUUUCAGAGGCAAUUAGAUUUAACGUGGAUUUUGGAGUUUUUGAAAUAGUUAACAAUGCUCCACAACUUCUGGAAAAGCAACUGAAAAAAAUUCUACAAAACCAGCAACCUCGAAAUCCCAUCUAUGAUGUUGUAAGGAAAGGAAAGAAUGAUGUUAAACCUGUUCAGAUGAAUGCCCCCUAUGAAGAUGAAACCAUUAAUAUAAACUACAAUAUCAUGUGUCUCAGUCGUGAAGAAGGUAUUGAGUGGAUCAAAAAAGAAAGACUUCCAGCAUUUCUGGAAAGCGAUUGUUACUUUGAAUACAGAUUAGCCAAAUUGGUCUCACAAGUAAGAUGGAGUGUAUCAGGCAUGAACAUCACAUUCAAUGCAGAUUUUUCCCCCUGGGUCCUGAAAAAACCAGCCAGUCUACCACCACCUGUUGUUGAUGAAGAGAAUGUUAUCAUCAUGAAAAAGUUCUACAUUUCUCUUGGCGAGGCCUCCUAUACUCAAACAAAAGAUUGGUUUGCAUUAGCCAAACAGAGUCUUCAAACAGCAUCGACGUUUUCAUUGCCAUCUUGUGUAGUCCACAGCAAACGUGAAACACCAGUUGUUUCAUCUGUUUCUGACAGCUUUAUCUUUGAUGAUGGAAUUCACCCGAGGAUAAAAAGGGACUCAUCUGAAACCAUUAGAUUAACUUCUCAUUUUGAAGAAGAAGAAGAAGAAGACAUUGGGUCCAUCUCUCUACAAGACACUCCUUCUCAAGCCCUUCUGAGAAUAUACCUUGAGAGGCAACAGGAUGCUGAUGAAAGCCUUAUAUUGCAUUUCUCAACAUGGGAAGAAUUUUUAAGAUCUUAUGUAACCUUUAUAUUGAGAGUAGCAAUUCAUCAAAUUUUUGAUGAGCCACUGAUGGAAAGCCCAGAUUAUAUAAAUUUCAACAAGGUAACAGAAGUGGUGCUUGAGGAGGGUUUUGAGCCUAUCCCUGGCAGGAAUGUUUUGUUAAGUGAAACAUUUCAAAUCACAAGUGAAAAGUCAGAAGAGAUGUUAGAACAAGCAAGUUCAAAGAGUGAGAGCAUUGGACCAGAAACCAGGGCUGAUUGGUGUAUGUCUCACAAAGCUUACGAUAUUGGCAAUAGAAAGGAGUUUGAAAGAUUUAAGAAAUUUAUAAAAGAUACAUUAGGAGAGAGAUAUUGGUCAUUAUGGAUGGAUAUUGAGAGGUUGAAAGUCCUUAAGGACCCCAGAAGACAUCAAAGACAUCUUGAGAAGAUGAAAAAAUGCUAUCUAGUAAGCAAUGGAGAUUGCUACCUUUCUGCAGAAAUAUUAUCAAAACUUAAACUGCUAGACGCAUCUCAGUGGAAUGAAGAACACUUAAGAAAUAUUCAGGCUGAGGUUGUAAAACCCUUACUUCUAUAUUGGGCACCAAGAUUCUGUGUUACUCAUUCAUCCUCAGCAAAACAUGCUAGUGCUGAACUGAAAUUCUGGCACCUCCGUCAAGAGAAACCAAGGAAGGAUGUUGACCCAUUUCCACAAAUGGCAACCCUCUUGCCAUUAAGACCUAAAUCUUGCAUUCCACAGAUACCUGUUAUGCAGAAAGAAGAAUCCAGUUUAUUACAAAGUCCUAAAUCUCCCAAGAAACCACCUCGAGUAAAAACAGCAGUUCAAAAACCUUGGAGGAGCAAGUCUUUGUAUCUAAUUUCUUCGAAGGAUGAUGUGAUUGAGAAAGGGUUGAGGCGCAGGUCAGAAAGCAGCAAAAUUAUUCGCUUAACAUCUUUUACUGACAUUUCUGAAUGUCUGAAGCCCCAGCUGGAUAGAAGAUACACCUACACAGAAGAACCUUUGGUUAAAACCAUGGCAGAUAGUGCCUUGGGAGGAUUUGACAUGGAAAAUUUGUUGCAGACUUUGUAUGUAGAAAAUAGAGCUGGAUUCUUCUUUACUAAAUUCUGUGAACAUUCAGGAAACAAGUUGUGGAAGAACAGUGUGUACUUUUGGUUUGACCUACAGGCUUAUCAUCAGCUUUUCUACCAAGAAACACUUCACCCUUUUAAAGUAUGCAAACAAGCCCAAUAUCUUUUUGCCACAUACAUUGCUCCUUCGGCUACUCUUGACAUUGGACUCCAACAGGAAAAGAAAAAAGAAAUCUAUAUGAAAAUACAGCCACCAUUUGAAGACCUUUUUGACACAGCAGAAGAAUAUAUCCUUCUCCUCCUUCUUGAGCCCUGGACAAAGAUGGUAAAAUUAGACCAAGUUGCUUUUGGAAAGGUGGGGCUGAUGGAAGAAACUCGACAGCUAGAUUCCACAUACUUCAGAAAGCUACAGGCUUUGCAUAAAGAGACGUUUUCCAAGAAAACUGAGGACACUACUGGUGAAAUUGGAACUGGUAUUUCACGGCUUCCUGAGGUCUCUAAAAAAACAGAUUACUGGAAUAAUGUUCCUGAAGAAUAUAAGCACUUUAAUUUUAAUGACCUGCUUAACAACAGACUGGAGUUUGAACAUUUCCGUCAGUUUCUUGAGGCUCAUUCUUCAAGUAUGGACCUUAUGUGCUGGACAGACAUUGAACAGUUCCGAAGAAUAGUUUAUGGAGACCGAACGCAAAGGGAAGCAAAAUCUAUAUAUAUUAAAAACAAAUACCUUAAUAAAAAAUAUUUCUUUGGCCCCCAAAGUCCAGCUUCUCUAUAUCAGCAGGACCAGAUAAUGAAUUUAAGUGGUGGCUGGGGAAAGAUGCUCCAUGAGCAGCUUGAUGCACCUGUUCUACUUGAAGUUCAGAAGCAUGUCCUCAAUAAGCUAGAAAACAUGUGGUUGCCAUUGUUUCUUGCAAGUGAACAGUUUGCAGCACGUCAAAAGAUAAAGGUACAGAUGAGAGACAUAGCCGAAGAGCUCUUGUUACAGAAGCAUGAAAGGAAAAUCGGGGUCUGGAAGCCUGUGGAGAGUAAGUGGAUAUCUUCAUCUUGUGAAAUCAUUGCAUUUCGUAAAGCAUUAUUGAAUCCAAUUACUGCAAGACAAUUUCAACGGUUUGUGGCUUUAAAGGGAGAUUUAUUGGAAAAUGGUGUACUCUUUUGGCAAGAAGUACAAAAAUAUAAGGACUUGUGCCAUUCUCAUUGUGAUCAGUCCAUCAUUCACAAGAAGAUCAUGACUAUUAUCAACUGCUUUAUUAAUUCUAGUAUUCCACCAGCUUUACAAAUUGACAUUCCAAUAGAGCAAGCCCAGAAGAUUAUUGAACAUAGGAAGGAGUUAGGACCAUAUGUGUUUAGGGAGGCACAGAUGACAAUUUUUGGGGUUCUAUUUAAAUUUUGGCCUCAAUUUUGUGAGUUUAGGAAGAAUUUAACUGAUGAAAAAAUUAUGAGUGUUUUAGAGAGAAGACAAGAAUAUAAUAAGCAGAAAAAAAAAUUGGCAGUCAUAGAAGAUGAAAAAUUUGCAAAGGAUGGACUCAAACAAUAUGCAAGUUCUUCAGGAUCUGCUAUCAAAACAGUUACUCUAGCCACUGACCCAGUUUUAGGCAUACAAGCAUAUGGUCGACAGCCAACCUGGUGCUACUCCAAGUACAUAGAAGCCUUAGAACAGGAAAGGGUUCUUCUUAAAAUUCAAGAAGAGCUGGAAAAAAAGUUAUUUACAGCUACACCAUCUUUUACAAACUUUAAGUCUCCUGCUUCAGCCAUGUCUUUGAAAAAGACCGUAUCUUCCCACAACAUCCAGAAUUUUCCAUAG
Neomonachus schauinslandi (Hawaiian monk seal) is the source of this 4032-nucleotide messenger RNA. RefSeq names its product regulator of G protein signaling 22 (gene RGS22). Gene Ontology annotation, molecular function: G-protein alpha-subunit binding. The record is from RefSeq and is a predicted model, not a curated record. NCBI's taxonomy places the organism in Eukaryota, Metazoa, Chordata, Mammalia, Carnivora, Phocidae. Gene Ontology annotation, biological process: regulation of signal transduction.